AUGACAGAUGACAAAGAUGUGCUUCGAGAUGUGUGGUUUGGUCGUAUUCCAACUUGCUUCACCCUGUAUCAGGAUGAGAUAACUGAACGGGAAGCAGAACCAUAUUAUUUACUUUUGCCAAGAGUAAGUUAUUUGACGUUGGUAACUGACAAAGUGAAAAAGCACUUUCAGAAGGUUAUGAGACAAGAAGACAUCAGUGAGAUAUGGUUUGAACAUGAAGGCACGCCACUGAAAUGGCAUUAUCCAAUUGGUUUGCUAUUUGAUCUUCUUGCAUCAAGUUCAGCUCUUCCUUGGAACAUCACAGUACAUUUUAAGGGUUUUCCAGAAAAGGACCUUUUGCACUGUCCAUCUAAGGACACAAUUGAAGCUCAUUUCAUGUCUUGUGUGAAAGAAGCUGAUGCAUUAAAGCACAAAAGCCAAGUAAUCAAUGAAAUGCAGAAAAAAGAUCACAAGCAGCUCUGGAUGGGAUUACAUAAUGACAGAUUUGACCAGUUUUGGGCCAUCAAUCGGAAACUCAUGGAAUAUCCUGCAGAAGAAAGUGGAUUUCGUUACAUCCCUUUUAGAAUAUAUCAGACAACGACUGAACGACCUUUCAUUCAGAAGCUUUUUCGUCCUGUGGCUACAGAUGGACAAUUGCAUACUUUAGGAGAUCUCCUCAAAGAAGUCUGUCCUUCUGUGAUUGCUCCUGAAGAUGGGGAAAGAAAGAAUCAAGUGAUGAUUCAUGGAAUUGAGCCAAUGUUGGAAACACCUCUACAGUGGCUGAGUGAACAUCUGAGCUACCCGGAUAAUUUUCUCCAUAUUAGUAUCAUCCCACAACCCACAGAUUGA
Pipistrellus nathusii (Nathusius's pipistrelle) is the source of this 828-nucleotide messenger RNA. The record is from the annotation of a GenBank genome assembly. Lineage: Eukaryota; Metazoa; Chordata; Mammalia; Chiroptera; Vespertilionidae.